UUUUUGCAUUAUUCGUCAUUCAAGCAAAAUCUGUUCUUUGUAUAAAAAAUUAGGAAAAAACAUUUUUUUAAUAAUACUUGAUAAAUAUUACGAAAUAAGAGAUGCAAGAUAAUCCGGAUUUAUAUGAAGAGGUGAAACUUUUCCGAAAUGCUAGAGAACGUGAGAAAUAUGAUAAUAUGGCAGAUUUAUAUGCGAUAAUUAAUACUUUGCAACAAUUGGAGAAGGCGUAUUUUCGUGAUUGUAUCACGCCUCAAGAAUACACAGCAGCUUGUUCGAAGUAUUUAGUGCAGUAUAAAGUAGCCUUUAAACAAGUACAAUGUGAUGAGUUCCCAACAGUUGACACAUUUGUGAAGAAAUUCCGACUUGAUUGUCCAGCUGCUUUGGAACGCAUACGAGAAGACCGUCCCAUAACGAUACGCGAUGACAAGGGUAACACAUCGAAAUGUAUUGCAGAAAUCGUAUCACUUUUCAUCACAAUUAUGGAUAAGUUACGUCUGAAAAUGAACACAAUGGAUGCUUUGCAUUUUGAUGUUAAGGACUUGGUUGAUAAUAUGAAUCGCCUUUCGCUCAUACCCAAAGACUUUGAUGCCAAACAGAAAGUUGAGACAUGGUUGAGUACUUUAAAUGAAAUGCAGGCUUCGGAUGAAUUAUCAGAGGCACAAGUAAGACAGUUUCUCUUCGAUCUGGAAUCAGCAUACGCCGAUUUCACUAAACUGUUACAUAGCCAAUAAAGAUCAACGUUAGUAUUUAGACAUAUGUAUUUAUAUUAUAAUUAAAUCUUUUGAAUUUUUCUUUUAAGUGUUAGCUUUAUACAUAAUUUUAA
Messenger RNA from Teleopsis dalmanni, 823 nucleotides. Its product is annotated as vacuolar protein sorting-associated protein 28 homolog. The record is from RefSeq and is a predicted model, not a curated record. Bases 102 to 731 code for a protein of 209 amino acids. Gene Ontology annotation, molecular function: protein-containing complex binding. The transcript has a single exon. Gene Ontology annotation, cellular component: ESCRT I complex. Gene Ontology annotation, biological process: protein transport to vacuole involved in ubiquitin-dependent protein catabolic process via the multivesicular body sorting pathway. Lineage: Eukaryota; Metazoa; Arthropoda; Insecta; Diptera; Diopsidae.